AUGAAGAGUUCAAAUCACACAAAAGUAGAAGAAGAGCUUCAUGAAAACGCACACAUCGAUUACGAUCGUGUUGCUAUUAAAUGGAAUCCUUCAGUCGCCCAAUUAUACGAAGAUGCUUUAAAAUAUGAAGAAGGUUCUGCCAUUUCUUCCGCCGGUGCCUUAGUUACUGCCUCCGGUAAUAAGAAAGGUCGCUCUCCAAAAGAUAAACGUAUUGUUGACGAGCCUAGUUCAACCAAUGAUAUUUGGUGGGGUCCCGUAAAUACUAAAUUACCUGAACAUGUAUUCCUCAUCAAUCGUGAACGCGCAGUUGAUUACUUAAACACUCGUAAAAGAAUUUAUGUUUUUGAUGGUUUUGCUGGAUGGGAUCCAAAAUACAGAAUUAAAGUUCGUGUAGUAUGUGCUCGUGCUUAUCAUGCUUUGUUCAUGAGAAAUAUGUUGAUUCGUCCAACUCCUCAAGAACAAGAAAAUUAUGGAUCACCUGAUUUUACCAUUUAUAAUGCUGGUGCUUUCCCUGCCAAUCGUUAUACCACCGGAAUGACUUCCACAACCUCUGUUGCUAUCAAUUUCAAAUUAAACGAAAUGGUAAUCUUGGGAACUGAAUAUGCUGGAGAAAUGAAAAAAGGAGUUUUCACAGUUAUGCAUUAUUUGAUGCCGGUAAAACAUAAUGUAUUGUCAUUACAUUCAUCUGCCAAUGAAGGUUCAGAUGGUGAUAUUGUAAAAGAGAUGAAAAAAGCUCACAAUGGUCACUUGGAAAAAUUUGCAGUUGUUCAUAUAACGAAGAAUAUUCAAAAGGAUGAAUUAAGUGGCUCAGAAACAAAACGUGCCUACUUCAAAAAGAGGAAAACAUCACAAGAUACAAAGCCUAUGGAAUAG
Entrophospora sp. SA101 is the source of this 873-nucleotide messenger RNA. Lineage: Eukaryota; Fungi; Glomeromycota; Glomeromycetes; Entrophosporales; Entrophosporaceae. The record is from the annotation of a GenBank genome assembly.